Striga hermonthica is the source of this 969-nucleotide messenger RNA. Lineage: Eukaryota; Viridiplantae; Streptophyta; Magnoliopsida; Lamiales; Orobanchaceae. The record is from the annotation of a GenBank genome assembly.
AUGGAGGAGCAGGUUGUGCACAAGCAGGUGAAGGUGAACGGCAUUGAUAUGCACGUGGCCGAGCUGGGCGGCGGCGUUGCGGCCAUCCUCUUUGUCCACGGCUUCCCGGAGCUCUGGUACUCGUGGCGCCACCAGAUGCGCCACCUCUCCGCCAAGGGCUACCGCACCAUUGCACCCGACCUCCGCGGAUAUGGCGACACCAAAGGCGCCCCGCUGUCCGCCGCCGCCUACUACACUGUGCUCCACGUGGUGGGGGACUUGGUGGCCCUGCUGGACGAGCUUGGGCUGGAGAAGGUGUUCUUGGUGGGCCACGAGUGGGGCGCCAUCAUCGCCUGGUGGUUCUGCUUGCUCAGGCCCGACAGGGUCAAAGCCUUGGUCAACAGCAGCGUCAUCUUCCAGCCCAGAAACCCCCUGGUCAAGACUAUACAGGGCUACAGGCAGGCUUUUGGAGACGGCUUCUACAUGUGCAGAUUCCAGGAAGCAGGGCAAGCAGAGGCAGUAUUUGCAUCCACCGACACCGCAAAUGUAAUAACAACUUUUCUGUGUAUGCGAAACCCAAAACUAUUGGCUAUACCCCCUGAGGUGGAUAUGGGUUUAUUGUUCAAAGCUCCACCACCACCUUUGCCAUCGUGGCUCACUCAGCAAGACAUCGACUAUUACGCCUCUAAGUUUGAAAAAACCGGCUUCACCGGUGGACUUAACUACUAUCGAGCUAUGGACUUGAGUUGGGAGCUGACAGCGUCAUGGACAGGAGUUAAAGUUCAAGUGCCAGUCAAGUUCUUGGUUGGUGACCUGGACCUGGCAUACCAUUUUCCGGGCGUCAAGGACUUCAUUGAGAGCGGUGGCUUCAAGAAAUUUGUUCCACUUCUCCAACAAGUUGUGGUGAUGGAAGGAGUUGGACACUUUAUCAACCAAGAAAAGCCUACGGAGUUCAGCAACCACGUCUACGAUUUCAUCUCCAAAUUCUAA